Messenger RNA from Spodoptera exigua (beet armyworm), 1098 nucleotides. NCBI's taxonomy places the organism in Eukaryota, Metazoa, Arthropoda, Insecta, Lepidoptera, Noctuidae. The record is from the annotation of a GenBank genome assembly.
AUGGAAGAUUGUGAUCUUGCCCAAUACCGCGAUAUGAUCAUCGAGGGCGAACUGCCGCUGGACCUGCGACCGCCGCCGCGGCUGUACCUGCCGCACUACCUGCGCGACGACCGCGACCCCGACUACCCGCAGGACGACACCUACGUCUCCGUGGACGAGGACACGCCGGAGGCGCCGCCGGCCUCCAGCGACUCGGAGCGGUACGACGCCUCCAGCCCCACAGAGUCUAAACCAUCCACGCCGAAAAAGCCCAAGCAGAAGUCCUCAUCACAACUCAUCAAGCCGCCUUACUCCUACAUCGCGCUCAUCACCAUGGCGAUCCUCCAGUCGCCGCACAAGAAACUAACGCUAAGUGGGAUCUGUGAGUUCAUCAUGACGAGGUUUCCCUACUACAGAGAAAAGUUUCCCGCCUGGCAGAACUCCAUUAGGCACAAUUUGAGUCUGAAUGAUUGUUUUAUAAAAAUCCCGAGGGAGCCUGGGAAUCCUGGGAAGGGGAAUUAUUGGACGCUGGAUCCUCUAGCGGAAGAUAUGUUUGAUAAUGGGAGUUUCCUGAGGCGGAGGAAGCGGUACAAGCGGCCGGCUCCGUCGCUGCAGCACGCGCACGCGGUGGUGGCGAUGCUGGCGCGCGAGGCGUACGCGCCGCUGCUGCCGCUGCCGUGCUACCUGCCGCCGACGCCGCUGCUGUCGCUGCCGCGGCCGCCGCCGGCCACGCUGCGGCCCGUGCCGCUGCCGCCGCGCGUCGCCGACACCACGGAACCACGAAGUAAGAGGUCCCGAAACGGAUUCUCCAUUGAAUCCAUUAUCGGCUCCCAGGACAGUUCAAUGAACUCGGAGCCGAGGCGGAGCGCGUUCUCGCCGCUACACCAGACCAAUUGUCCGCCGGACGACUGGGCCAGAUGAAUGUACCUAAACGGGUACGGUUCCAGUCCAUCCCCGUUUUAAUUCGUCCCGUCGGACACGUGAUCCUCGCCGAUUGACUGAUGUGUUUCCGAUAAGAUUGAGGUGUUCGUAAAGUGAUAUACGCUAAACAAUUGUAUAAAAUUAGGUAAAUUACUUGGAACGAUACAAAUGAUUAAUUUUUAAUUUGGCAAUUUGCCG